Molecule: messenger RNA, 5202 nt
Organism: Rhopilema esculentum
Lineage: Eukaryota; Metazoa; Cnidaria; Scyphozoa; Rhizostomeae; Rhizostomatidae
Product: protein diaphanous homolog 2
Biological process (GO): actin filament polymerization; actin cytoskeleton organization
Cellular component (GO): actin filament
Molecular function (GO): small GTPase binding; actin binding
Source: RefSeq, a predicted model, not a curated record
GAGUUGGGUUGAAAAGAGCUGUAAUUGCCGUGUAGGAGUAGAGAUAAUGGCAAAGAACGAGGUAUGGAAAAUGACUUUUUAGGUAUAUUGAAAAAGGACAAUGAGGGAUUGUACUUGAAAAUGCAACGAUGAAAAUGACACAAGAGAAUAGACUGGUCACUACACCCACAUAUACCAUUUACCAAAAAAAGUUUUGGCGCUGGCGUUACCUCCCAAUUUCAUGAUGACGUACGUAGCAAUCUUAACGUUGCCACCUCUAUGUUGUGCUCCUGCAGUUUCUCGCCGAGCCACGGGUGCGAUAUCAAGCUGAUUUAGCCCUUCCAAAUCAGUUUGUAUCCCCAUAUCACAAUUUUGCCACUGUAGUCGUUAGAGAGGGAUCUUUUUCUACGGACUGAAAAGUGAUGGAAAAAGAGCUACAAUUUUCGGAUGAAACAAGCAACUUUUCGGCACAGUUUAAAGAUAAUUGUUUCGAGUUUACCAUGUGCAAACAAGAAUCUGUCAACGCCUUGUGUUUUCGCUAUUAGAAGAACAUGUCUUGGUUUCCGUGAAAGUGGAAGAAAACCUGCCCAAAUCCCAUUCUAUUUCAAGAGGCAUUUGGCGUUGAAGUUUGUUCAGUUUCGCACUUUUUACCGGCGUCUUGAGUGGAUUUACUAAAGGACGGCACUCCACAGAAUAACAAUGAAGAGCAAGAAGCAUAAGAAAGAUAAAGACAAGAAAAGAGACAAGACCAUAAAUGGACCUUUAGGUGAUGACCAACAUCAAGGAGCACAAAAUGCCCAACCAGAGGAGGCUUCACAAAAGGAAGAGCUUGAAAAGUUAAAGAGGCUUCCUGAAGAUGAGUUUAACUCAAAAUUUGAGAAGAUGUUGGAUGAAAUGAAUCUGAAGAAUGAAAACCUGAGGGUCCCACUACGAAAGCAGCCACACGACAAGAAAGUUGAUAUGCUUUUUCAAUUUCUCAAAAGGCAAAAUGCAUUGCGACGCAGCUCUGGCCUGGUGUCUACAGCCGACUACAUUAGGGAACUUUCAAAACUUGAACAUGGCGAAGAUCUCUUACAAUGCCUUCAGUCUUUGCGAGUGUCACUCACUGGUGGCUUGCUAAGUUGGAUCAAAGAAUUUGGAGAAAAAGGUUUAGAUUGUUUGCUGAAUAUUCUACGUAGCUAUGUUUGCAGCUCUUCCCAGCUCGAACUGAAGAUCCAACACGAGUGCGCAAAAUGCUUAAAGGCUUAUAUGAACAACGGGUUUGGGUUGAACAUGAUGUUGAAAAACAUUCAAGGACUUACGCUGCUUGCCCAGUGCAUCCGACUGGAGAAUCCAGGAAUGAUGCAGGACGUAGUGAAAGUCAUGGCAGCUGUUGGUCUGGUUGCCCACGACAAAGCACUUGAAGCUUUAACUUUGAAGGCAGAAGCUGAAAAUAAGCCUCGUUUUAUUGCUGUUGUGGAAGCUUUGAAGAGCACACAGUCAACUCCACCGCUUAUGGUUGCCUGUCUGCAGCUGAUCAAUGCAGUAGUCAGCACCCCAGAUGAUCUCGAUUUCAGACUUCAUCUCAGAAACGAGUUCAUGAGGAUUGGACUCCUGGAAGCCUUACCGCAACUGAGGGAGUUUGACCAAGACGAUCUAAAUGUACAGCUGGAAAUUUUUGACGACCAGAAAGAGGAAGAUGCCCUUGAGUUCCAGCAUCGUUUUAAUGAUAUUGCGAUACACUUGGAUGAUCCAGAUGAAGUUUACAAGUUGGUCAAAACUGUCAACAAAGACACGGCCUCCGAGCAGUAUUUUCUUUCUGUCCUGCAACAUCUUCUCUUGAUCAGAGAUGAUGUGUAUGCAAGGCCUCAGUACUUCAAGCUGAUCGACGAAUGCGUUUCGCAGGUUGUGCUGCAACGAAGCGGAUAUGAUCCCGAUUUCAAAGCGAAAAAAUUGCCAAUUGAUUUUGAGCAUCUCAUUGAUGUACAAAUCGACAAGGCUAAAUUCGAUGCAAUCAACUUGAAGGUCAAACAGCUUGAAGUGAAGCUUAAAGAGGAAACUACCAGAAGAUCUGAAGUUGAAACCAAAUCAGAGAUGAUGGAAGGAAAACUGAAGACCUAUGAAACGGAAAUUGAAAAGCUGAAAGACCAGGUUGCAAGAGGCGGACCACCAGUUGCUUCAGCAUCAUCUGGACCCCCGCCACCAGCACCUCCUCCACCCCCAGGACCCGGAGGAGCUCCCCCUCCACCUCCCCCGCCUCUUCCAGGUGGUGCUGGACCUCCUCCGCCUCCACCUCCUCCACCAGGAUUUUCUGCUGGCGGCCCGCCUCCACCGCCGCCACCCCCAGGAAUGGGUGGAGGUGCGCCACCACCCCCUCCUCCGCCUGGAAUGUUUGGAGGGGCACCACCACCUCCUCCACCACCCGGGAUGGGCGGUGGCCCGCGACCACCAGGACCACCCCCACCUCCUGGUGCACCGUUGUUAGGACGUAGUGGUCCCGGCGGAUCAGGUGGAAUGCCUCAAAAAAAGAAGUACAACACAACGGUACAGACAAAGAGACUCAAUUGGAAUGCUAUUCACACAACUAAGCUAAAAGAGAAUUCUUUCUGGACAAGCCUGCGGGAAGACCAGCUUGAAAGAGAGGACUUAUUAGGUGAAAUCUCACAGUUAUUUGCAUCAAAAGCACCGACCCGUCAGUUUGCAGCCACAGCUGAUGAAGACGAAGAAAAGAAGAAGAAAACAGAGUUGAAAGUCCUGGACGGAAAAAGUGCCCAGAACCUUUCUAUAUUUCUGGGCUCCUUCAAGAUAUCAUACCAAGAAAUCCGAGAUGCGAUUUAUCGAGUUGAUGACAAUGUCAUUUCUGAAAAUGCACUGGAAAAUCUAAUCAAAUUCCUACCAAGUCAUGAACAGCUCCAACAAUUGCUCAAUUUUAAACACGAGUAUGAUGACCUUAACGAGGCAGAGAAGUUUUCUAUUCAAGUCGGAGGUAUUCCAAGGUUAGAACAUCGUCUGAAAUGCAUGCAUCUACGUAUAAAAUUUGCUGAAGAUGUCAACGAUGUGAAGCCGGGUAUCGUCAACAUUACAGAAGCUUGCAGAGAGAUAAAAUUAAGCAAAAAGUUUUCCAAAUUUCUUGAGCUUAUUCUGUUGACCGGUAAUUAUAUGAAUGCUGGGUCUCGGAACGAAAGAUCAUAUGGCUAUGAUUUGAGUUUGCUGAACAAGCUCGGAAACACCAAAUCAGCUGAUGGAAAGAUGACAUUGGUUCAUUUUCUUGCGAGCGCUGUAGAGGAAAAAUAUACAAAUAUCAUAGGGUUUGAAGAAGACUUGUCGCAUGUCGACCAGGCAGCAAAAUACUCUGAGGAUAUUCUUGUCAAAGGAGUAAGCGGUCUUCGUUCUGCUUUGAGCCGGAUUGAAAACGAGUUGAAGCAUCAUCAACAGCCGAAAGGACCCGAUGAUGCUUUCGGAGAAGUUAUGACUAAAUUUUUGCAAAACUCUAAAGAAGAAGUUACUUUGUUGGAAGAAAUGUUGAAGAAAAUGCUGAACCUCUUCAAAGAUUUACUCGAAUAUUUUGUCCUCGAUCCAAAAAAGAACACCACUGAAGAGUUUUUCGGGAAUCUUCAUAAAUUUUUAAUGGAGUUUGAUAAAUGUAAAAAAGAUAAUGCAAAAAGAAAAGAACAAAUUGAGAAAGAAAGAAGAGCCAAAGCAAAAGCGGAAGAAGAAAGGCGAAAGAAAGAAGAGGCUGCACAUGGACGAAAGAAAGAAAUUGGUGGCAGCGAGGAGGGUGUUUUAGAUGGCCUUAUGGAGGCACUGAAUACAGGCAAGGCCUUUAGAGACCCAUCUAGGCCCCAGCGUAAAAGGCAACCCAGAAAAGCUCGUCCUGGUGAGCUUGAACGGAAAGGAACACGAGUAAACAUGGUACCGAUUAUGCAGCUCGAGCCAGGCCAAAAACUACCAAAGGCAAGAUCACCGAACAAAAAGCUCGAAGAUCUGGUAUAAUCACUGCGUUUAGCUCAAUCUACUCAAUCCAAGUGCAUCCUACUAAACCAGUUUAAUCGGUUCAAGCGGACUUGAUAAUCUGGGAUCCAAAUCAAUCGUAAUAUUAAUCACUAAAACCAUUUGUAUAUAUAUCAUAUCUAUAUGAUGUAGUUGUUCUGUAGACAAGAUAUUUUGUAAGCUGGAAUUUUUCUUGUAUAGAAAACAUUAAUCUAAAUGCUUCAAACUUAAAAGGAAUUUUCUGGACGGUAGAUUUUAGUAACUAAGUAGCUAAAAUAAUGAAUAUGGACUAUUGGACUGUAUGCAGUAAGAUGGAGAAAAAUAUGCUCAGUUUUGCAGCACUGGUGUCCAUUUUCGGGGUGGUGAGGUCGCAUAAUUCUUUGCCUGUAAUGAUUUCCUACACAAGCCCCAUUCUGAAUAUCUUUGUAUAGUAGCCACUGAAUCUUUUAGAUAGACGUCGCAUGCUAGGUAUUUUUGUCAAAGCUUAUCGAUAUUUAAUGGCCUGAGUAUAAACCGCGAGAAGUUAUUCGACAAAAAAGGUAAAUUUGUUCCUGACGUGGACUAAAGAGCUAGUAUCCCGUGAGGCAUCAUUUUAUCAAAAUCUGAGAGCUACCUUUUGAAAUUUUCUAACCUUGUAUUAGAUUUAUUUGGAAUUUUUAGCAGCAUCCGCUAAGGCUGCCCCAUUGAACCUUUUUUGCAAAAUGCAGUACAUUUUGUACAGCAUUCUUUAUUGAAACUGAAAAAAUCAUCUUUCCUAUUUUUGAUACUUUCAGUUGAAAUUUGAAGUAUAGGCCAAUCAUGUUUGACAUUCCAAGUCAUUUCUAAGACACUUUUAAAAUUGCUUUUGCAUAGCUCGUGUCAUUCACAUAAAACAUUUGCAGGUGCAUAUGAGAUGUUGGAAUAUAAUUCGUGUAUUUCACAAGCCUCUAGAACAGAGGGAUUUUUUUUCUUCCCAUACUUAGGUAGCAAUUGUAUUUUUGAUACGUAACUCCCCGUACUAUCAACAUUGAAGUACUCCCGACGUUUCUUGUUUGGAAGGAUGACUCUUUGUUAUUUCCAAUAAAGUAACAUAAACUUUAGAUAGUGUUAAGCUGUGGUGCGUUUAUAGAGUUGUUCAUGGGUUUCAUUAAUUUGAAAAGUCCGCAAUAAAGUUGUUUAGUUAGUAGUAGUGAAACUUAUUUUAAAUCAAUGUAUUGAAAUUCAGUUCAAACUGAAGCUGUUAUAUUUUUUAUGAAUUCAAUCAUGCUGCAGCAA